CCUUAUACCACCUCUAAGCCGUCUUCUAUCACUAGUUGCCACAACGUUUUACUGAAAGUAAACAAAAUAUUUUUAAUAAACAAUGAACAUCGCUCAGGUCUGCCGAGUAUGCGCCAACCAAAUCAAGGACCGGAAGCGCGAGCGCAACGUAUUUAAGUACUUGCGCGGAAAGUUGCUGUUGCAACUGAAGAUGAUUACUGGAGUGGAGCUGACAAGGAACCAGGGUCUCCCGGAGUUCAUCUGCGAGCGCUGCUUUUCCGAGCUGGACUUGGCCACCAAGUUCCGCGAGCGCUGCAUCUUCUCGCAGAAGUAUCUGCUGGACAUCAGGAAUAAAAGCCAGGACCCGAGCAUAGUUUACAUAGAUGAAGGUCCCGAGCCGCUGGAUGAGCAGUUGAUCGAUGCGGAUCAGUUGGAAGCGCAGGACGACGAGCAGUUCUUGGUCUAUGAGGAAAUGGUAGAGGAUGGAGAAGAUAUGGACGAAUUUCCACCGGAUGACGAUCCCGAGGCAUCGGUGAUGGCGGCCGCAGAAGCGGCGCACCAGGCGGAUAUCCAGGAGCAGCAAUUGGAACGGGCCGCCAAACGUCGCAGAAACUUCUUUAUCUGCGACGAGUGUGGGCAACUGUUCAACGACGAGUACGUCUACAAUGAGCACCUGGACGGACACCAGGAUCGCAGGGAGAUGAAGCAGUUCUUUCCAUGCCCGGAGUGCCCGAAAACCUACACCAAGAAGGCUCUUUUGAAGCAGCACCGUGCCCAGGUCCACACUGGCCAGCGCCAGUUCCGAUGUUCCAUCUGUAACGAUGUGUUCUCGUCUCUGGGAGCCAAGCUGCGUCACGAAAAGGCCCAUCAGAACGAACGACCUUAUCCAUGCUUGGAAUGCGGAAGGAUUUUCAGCAGCGUCUCAGCUUUGCAGGCCCACUGUUCGACCCACCUAGAGGAGAACCGGAAGUUCAGGUGUGAGCCCUGCAAUAAGGAUUUUAUAGCUCGAAAGGACCUGCUGGAACAUACGAAAACCAAACCGCACAAGCGAUUGGCUCAACAUAUGCAGGAUGAAAUUGAAUAUAUCUUUGACAGUUAAACGUUAUUAUAUUCCUAAGUUAUUAUCACUCGUUUUUAUCAGUACAUUCUUGGUAUCAGACAAAGCUGAUAUGCACGUUCUAUCGAUUAGUGAAACCGCUUUUGUGUUACGUUAGUGCAUCGCUUUUAGUUUAACAUUAGAUCAGAAACAUUAGAUUAUUAAUCAUUGGAUCAGAACAUAAAAAAAUGAAAUGAAUGAAUGAAAAUGAAAUAAACAAAAUGUUCUUUCUUUAAGUUGAUUUAUGAUAUUAA
Molecule: messenger RNA, 1329 nt
Organism: Drosophila suzukii
Lineage: Eukaryota; Metazoa; Arthropoda; Insecta; Diptera; Drosophilidae
Product: transcription factor Ouib
Biological process (GO): regulation of DNA-templated transcription
Cellular component (GO): nucleus
Molecular function (GO): DNA-binding transcription factor activity, RNA polymerase II-specific; zinc ion binding; RNA polymerase II cis-regulatory region sequence-specific DNA binding
Source: RefSeq, a predicted model, not a curated record